This is a messenger RNA of Pteropus alecto (black flying fox), 1418 nucleotides long. It is a transcript of the gene CD47, whose product is annotated as CD47 molecule. Gene Ontology annotation, biological process: positive regulation of cell-cell adhesion; positive regulation of inflammatory response; positive regulation of phagocytosis. The transcript has 13 exons. The record is from RefSeq and is a predicted model, not a curated record. NCBI's taxonomy places the organism in Eukaryota, Metazoa, Chordata, Mammalia, Chiroptera, Pteropodidae. Gene Ontology annotation, cellular component: extracellular exosome; plasma membrane. Bases 1 to 1176 code for a protein of 391 amino acids. Gene Ontology annotation, molecular function: thrombospondin receptor activity.
AUGGGGCUGGAAUCCAAUGGAGGAGAUAUCAUGGGUAGAGGAUUUGGAGAAGUGGCACAUUGUGUGAAAUUGCUUUCUUUUUCAGCAGACGCGGGCGGCGGCGGCGGCGGCGGCGACGGCGACGACGACGACAACGACCCCGCGGCGGGGGAAGUAAUUCAGAACCCCAAGGUUUUGAAGAAUGCAAUUGGAUUGCUUCUCGGCCUUUCGACUAAGAUCAAUAAAAAGAAACUAUUUUAUUUUUCUUUUCCAGGUUCAGCUCAGCUAAUUUUAAAUAAAACCAAACCUGUAGAAUACACCAUUUGCAAUAAAACUGUUGUCAUCCCAUGCUUUGUUUCUAAUGUGGAGGCGACUGUCCUUGACGACUUUUAUUUAAAGUGGAAAUUUGGAAAUGAAAACGUUUUUACCUUUGAUGGAGAGCAACGUAGUUCCACCCCUGGCAAAAACUUUUCGAGUGCAACAAUCGUACCAGAAGCAUUACUAAACGGCACUGCAUCUUUGAAGAUGGAUAGGAGUGAUGCUGUCCCAGGAAACUACAGUUGUGAAGUAACAGAAUUAAGCAGGGAAGGCGAAAUCAUCGUAGAACUAAAACAUCGUGUUGUCUUAUGGUUUUCUCCAAAUGAAAAUAUCCUCAUUAUUAUUUUCCCAAUGUUGGCUAUACUUCUGUUCUGGGGACAGUUUGGUGUUGUGACACUUAAAUAUUCCACUGUUACGAAGGAGAAGACCAUUCUUUUAUUUGUUGCUGGACUAGUGCUGACUAUAGUUAUGAUUGUUGGAGCCAUUCUUUUCAUCCCAGGUGAAUACUCAACAAAGAAGGCUAGUGGACUUGGUUUAAUUGUAGUUCCUACCGUGAUACUAAUAUUACUUCAGUACUCUGUGUUUAUGAUAGCUCCAGCUAUUGGGAUGUCCUCCUUCAGCAUUGCCAUAUUGAUCCUUCAGGUGCUGGGCUUUGUGCUCGCUGUGGUUGGACUAAGACUCUGUAUUUCAGAGUGUAUUGCAUUGCACAGCCCUCUCCUGAUUUCAGGUUUGGGUAUUAUAGCUCUAGCAGAAUUACUUGGAUUAGUUUAUAUGAAAUUUAUUGCUUCCAAUCAGAGGACUAUACAACCUCCUAGGAAAGCUGUAGAGGAACCCCUUAAUGAAUUUAAAGAAUCAAAAGGAAUGAUGAAUGAUGAGUAAGUGAAUUGAAGUGAUGGACUCUGAUUUGGAGAAUAGUAAGAUGUGAAAGGAAUACACCUGUAUGUAAGCACCAUGGCCUUGACUCACUGUUCAAGAGAAGAAAACAAGAAAAGUAACUGGUUUUCAUCUAUAAGAGAAAGUAAAUUAUUGGUUUUUAAGUGGUUGUUACACUUAAGUUUUUAUUCAAAGCAUUUGUAAUUUAGUUAAUAAAAGAAUGAUUUGUAUUGUGUGCCCAAUUGAAA